Molecule: messenger RNA, 165 nt
Organism: Eremomyces bilateralis CBS 781.70
Lineage: Eukaryota; Fungi; Ascomycota; Dothideomycetes; Eremomycetales; Eremomycetaceae
Exons: 2
Coding region: 1-165 (54 amino acids)
Source: RefSeq, a predicted model, not a curated record
AUGCGGCAGGAGAGCCGCUGGAUCAAUGCGAUCCCUGCGAAGAUGUUCAACGGUAACUGCUUGGUAGAGAUCCUAACCGUCCAACAUAUAUGUACCGGUACGCUCAUCGGAUGUACCUACAUGUAUCUCAACAAGAAGUGCUUCAACUUGCCGUUUUCCCCCUAG